CUUAUUUAGUAUCCGGUGUAAUUUCAAAGUGAAAGAGCAAGGACAAUAAUUUGUAAACAUGUCGAGCCGGUCUAUGCCAAGUACGUUCCUGAAGAAUUCUAUGCAAAAUGGACUUGGUCGCUAUGUUUGCCAGCUGCAAAGAAUAACGAUAAACUUGUGUAAAUCACACGCUGACAGUUUAGGCAUGAGAAACUUUAUUGAAAAUCACUUGAUGGAUUUUGCCAAAGAAAACCCAGGAGUUGUAGUUUAUGUAAAGCCUAGGAGACAUAGAUCACCAAGAAUAAUUGCAACAUUUAUCAAUGGCAAUACACAGACUCUCAAUAUGACUGGCUUACCGAAGGAGGACAUUUGUAAAUGGGUGGAAGCGAUGAGAACUCGGUCAGGUGUGGAUGUGAUGAGAUUGAGGAAGACGUGGCACACCGACACACCCAGCAUACAGGGUGCAUGGAAUCCCUUCACUUUCAAAGAUCCCGUUAAUAAUGUCACAACCUUUCCAAAUCCUGAACUAUAUAGCUGUCCAGAAGGCGAGAGUGCCACCACGCGACUGUUAAAACGCGCCGAACAACUUAGGCAAGGACAGCUUACAGGGAAGUCGGACAGCAACUCUGAACAAGAACAAAUUUCUGUGGGUUUGAACUCAAGUUCUGGGUCAUGAGUUUGAUUUUACCUUGAUGAUGUGUGUUUGGUUGUCAUGGAAUCUGUUGUUUAUAGUGAUGGCAAAAAUGGCUUACAGGCAAUUUAGGAUGCUGUUCUUGACCAGUAUGUGAUAUUGUUGUUUAUGAGGUAUAUGAAUGCCAUUACUUUAUACAGGAAAGCUUCCACUGUUUAACUAAUUUCUAUUGCACCCUUGUAGAGAGGAUGGAAUUUGAAAUUGAUUAAAAGGCAUUAAGUUACUACAUUAAGAGAGAUCGCAAAAAUUCACCUUGAAGGCAAAUUAACAAUGGGCAUUCUUAUAAAAAAAGAAAGGAAAAAAUGGAAAUUUUCCAAUAUACAUGUAUACACAGCAUACCGAAUGUCUGAUUGAUAGAUGGAAGAUCACAAACAACUCUAAACCUUGAUUUUUAUAGAAAUCAUAAUAUACAUGUGUAAUGUCUAUGAAAAAAAUUAGAUAUGUUUUGAGAUGUUUCACAAAGGUAUCUUACAGUUUUGAUUAAGCUGAAAAAUAUCAAAGAAAUUUUGAUUUAAUUGUUCAAUCUGAUGAUUGAAAAUGUAAUAAGGUAAAAGUAUGCAAAGCAGUCUUGUUGGACAUCAGUUGCAAAUCCUUUAUGAAUCAACAGUUAAAUUAAGUCCCUGAGGCAAAGUCUGCUGAUUAUAUAUAAUCAACUACAUAACCACUACAUAUAGGUACUGUAGACACAGACGCUUGGCACAAACUACCAACCCAUAUAUGUAUAUUUAUAUAUGUAUUAAAAUACAAUUCAUUGUACGUAUACAUGGACCUUAGGUUGGCAUGCCUAUGUCUAUAUAGUUAACUCAUGAUCAGAAUAUAAUAAGCUUCCUUUAUAUUCAAAGUUCCUAGAAAUUGGAUAUAUAUUUUUUUCCCCCUCAUAUUUUGAAACUUUCAUAAUUAACACAAAAUAUGCCUUACUUUACUAGAAUUUGCAUGCAUUACUAUAUAUACACAGGCAAAAUGUCUUGAGGUCAAUUUGACCUGAAAAGAAUUUGACCUGAAACUGAGGUCAAUUUCACUUGAAGAAAUUUUCAGGUCAGUUUCUUGACAUUAAUUGACUAUUCUGCACUUUUCAGGUCAAAUUUACCUGAAUAUUUUCACAUGAAAUUGACCUGAGUUUGGCCUGAAGACAUUUUGCCUGUGUAUGCUUAUAAUACACUGCCAUAUUUAAAGCACAUUUGUAGGACAGCUGAAAAAAGAUUGAGAUUGUGGUAUCUGUUUUGUCUGUGUGUAAAAUAAAUAUUGGAAAGUGCUCGGAGCAGAUGACCAAUGGGAGCAGACUCAGAUUUAGGAACUAAAAUUAUAUAUGUGUGGUUUAAAGAUACAGAUGAUGUUAUAGGUAAUAGGAAUAACACAUCGGGCAGUAUUUGGUAUAAAUGUAUGUGGAAUGUAUGGGACUGUCUAUAUUGUAAAGUUGGUAGUGUUUAACAUGUAUGUUGAUACCAUAAACUAAGAUUAAAAAUAUAAACUGAU
Messenger RNA from Pecten maximus, 2143 nucleotides. Its product is annotated as 39S ribosomal protein L43, mitochondrial-like. Lineage: Eukaryota; Metazoa; Mollusca; Bivalvia; Pectinida; Pectinidae. Gene Ontology annotation, molecular function: structural constituent of ribosome. Bases 59 to 655 code for a protein of 198 amino acids. The record is from RefSeq and is a predicted model, not a curated record. Gene Ontology annotation, cellular component: mitochondrial large ribosomal subunit. Gene Ontology annotation, biological process: mitochondrial translation. The transcript has 3 exons.